Cottoperca gobio is the source of this 3866-nucleotide messenger RNA. RefSeq names its product formin-binding protein 1-like. Lineage: Eukaryota; Metazoa; Chordata; Actinopteri; Perciformes; Bovichtidae. The coding region runs from base 238 to 2142 and encodes 634 amino acids. The transcript has 18 exons. The record is from RefSeq and is a predicted model, not a curated record. Gene Ontology annotation, biological process: signal transduction. Gene Ontology annotation, molecular function: protein binding.
CACACUCUCAGCAUCUCCUCUGGUGACAAAGGGUCCUCCGGGGAGACGCGCCGCGCGUUACCGUGUCCUCUGCUCUCGUGCUUCUGCAGACAGAAACACAGACAGUCACUGAAAAAGGGAGACAGACAGAGAGACAGACAGGCAGCCGGUGUGAGUCGGGAAGAUGCGUGCAGCGGGCAGCAGCUCGCUGUGAUUGUCGGAUCAGUACGGAGCAGCGCGCGGAGGAGCAGCGCAGACAUGAUGAGCUGUAACUGGGGCACCGAGCUGUGGGAUCAGUUCGAUAACCUGGAGAAACACACGAGCUGGGGAAUUGACUUCCUGGAGAGAUACAGCAAGUUUGUUAAAGAGCGAGCCGACAUCGAGCUGAGCUACGCCAAACAGAUCAGGAGUCUGUCAAAGAAGUACCAUCCCAAGCGUAGCAGAGAGGAUGAGAGCAGGUACAGCUGGUGUUUGGCGUUUGCGGCGACUCUCCGUCAGCUAAACGAACUCUCGGUUCAGAGAGAAGAACUCGCUGAAAACCUGAAUACACAGAUCGUGUGUGAGCUGACACGAUACACACAGGAAGUGAAGACCGAGAGGAAGACUCAUUUCCAAGAUGGUCGGCGUGCCCAGCAGCACAUUGAGAGCUCAUGGAAACAACUGGAGUCUAGUAAACGUCGGUUUGAGCGUGAUUGUAAGGAGGCGGAGCGAGCUCAACAAGUCUCCGACAGAAUUGACCUCGACAACAAGACGGACGGAGAGAAGCGCUGCUCACUGAAGGCUCGUCAGACGGCUCAACAGAAAAAACAAGCUGCUGAAGAAUCCAGGAAAGACUAUAUGACCAGUUUAAACCAGUUUAACCAAGACCAACAUCAGCACUACCACACCCUGGUACCAGUGAUAUACCAGCGUAUCCAGGACAUGGAGGAGCGGCGGAUUGAGAGAAUUUGUGAAGCGAUGCGUUCGUCUGCAGAGGCAGAGAGGAAAGUACUUCCUGUUGCAAGUCGCUGCCUGGAGGUCAUGAUGGACGCUGCAGAGGGCAUCCAGCCCAGGAUGGACACCCGGCAGGUGGUGGAGGUAUAUAAAUCAGGCUUUGACCCCCCCGGUGACGUGGACUUUGAGGACUACAGCGCCUCCAUGAGGAGGAGCAUCUCUGAAUCCAGUUACCUGGACAACCGGGCGGAGGGCCGGAGACAAAGCAGGAAGCUGUGGCCCUUCAUCCGCAAGAACAAGCUGCUUACCCUCCUCUCCUCCCCCCGCCAGCCUCCCCCUCCUCCCCCAACCUCACCUUCACCUGGGGGCGUGGCCAGCAGUCCUCAGUCUCCACCCACUGCCUCCAGAGAACCAAUCACACAGCGGCUGAAUGACCUCAUGACCUCUGGCUCCAGAACCAGGAAGCAGUGUCUGCGCAGCCUCAAGAGAGGGAUUGGACAGCUGUCACUCAAACUGGGCUCCGGUCCUGCAGACUGCAGUCAUCUCCCUCCUGAACAAAGAAGAAAGAAACUUCAAACCAGAAUCAACAACAUCAACCAGGAGAUCCAGAGAGAGAGAGAGCAGAGAGACGCUCUGUUGAAAAUGAGGGAAGUUUACGAACAAAGUCCUCAGAUGGGCGACGCCGUCAGCCUGGAGCCUCGACUGGAGGAAGUGAAGCAGAGUCUGCAGAGAAUGGAGGACGAGCUGAGGAAGAACCAGGCGUGGCUUUCGGAGGCUGACAGCAGACUCUCUGAUCACGGCAGUAGAAGACAAAGUGGAGGUUGUGGGUUAAAUUCCCAGGUGACGACGCCAGGCAGCAGCAGCCUGAAACAGCUGGACAACCGGAGUCCAGCCAGCAGAGAGAGUCCGGACGGCAGCUACACUGAAGACAACAGUGCAGAGCUUCAGUUUAAGUCUCGUAGUUCAGAGUUUGAUGACGACUUUGAUGAUGAAGAACCGUUACCGAGUAUUGGCACCUGCAAGUCCCUUUACCCGUUCCAAGGUCAGAAUGAAGGCACUCUAUCGAUGGUGGAGGAAGAACUACUUUCUGUGGUGGAAGAGGACAAAGGUGACGGUUGGACCAGAGUACGGAGGAACCUGGAGGAGGAGGGAUAUGUCCCCACCUCCUACAUCAAAGUCUUCCUGGACAGCAGUGCUAAAGGCUUUGUGCAGAGUAGUCGGCUAGUCUAGCGCAGUAAUCGACCAGUGAGGACGUCUCGCCACAGGAAGUGAUGUAAAGGAAAGGUAACAACUUUUCAUUGGACAGUUUCAGAUAUCUAAGCCAAUCAGACAACAGACUGCUGUCGAUACAUGAUGGAGGACUGAGAAAUCACAGAGAGAUCAGUAAUUAGACAGAUCCCCAAAACAGAUCAAAGAUCAGACAGGUCCACAUUAAUCAUUACUCCCCAUUUAUAUCUUUAUCUGUUUAAAAGUGAAUACAGAGCUGCAGGAUGAUGAAGUGUUUCUGUAGUCGGACCCUGAAGUUAGCAUCACUGGUUUCCUCCACAAAAAGCAAAUGGGAUUUUGGAUUAUUGCAGGAAAUAAACUUUGUGGCAAACAUAAGGUUCAUGUAAUAUUAUGAUACUUACAUGUUUGUUCAGCAAGAUAAUCUUCACAACAGCACUUUUGUGAUUUUUGUGAUUAAAAAGAUGACGUUAGGCUAUAAAGGAACUACAACACGGUCACAUGACUUCACGUCACCACCGCUAAGCUACUGGCGGCUAAUGUUAGCGUGAUGACGUUUAACGUCCCCGACAGCCUAUGUAGUCUCAUUUAGCCUCUUGUUAGAAACAGCCUUUGUUAGAUACAUAGGGGUAAUUUAUUGACGGAUUUUUUGUCGGAGAACAAAACGUAAAAAUCUCUUCAGCUCGUGUUAACCACAGACAUUAUUUAAGAUAUCGAACCAAAAACCCAUUGACUUCCAGACGAGGGAACACUAAGUGCUAAAAUGCUUGUCAUAUGAGGGUUUUAGGACUCAUGCCUGCAGCACUCUAUAAAUAUACAUUGAUGUUCAGUUUUAUGAGUUUCAUAAUCACAGUAAAGAGGAAAAUGAGAAAUAAACUAAAUCCUGAAUCCUCAACUUUUUAUUUCCCGUUUGAGCCCUAAACAAUCAAUUAAACUUGUUUUGAUAUGAAAAGUAUUUCAUGUAAUCUUUCUGAUUCACUGACAAACUGACCUGAGAUCAGUUUAACGUCCUGAAUUAAAACAGAAAAAUCAAAAUGUAAACUUUUUAUAAAUUAGUGUUUGCAUAAAUGUGUUAUUGAAAAGAAAAUGGUGGACGAUCCUUCCUGAGACUGAAAUAAAAGAUGUCAAGAGAAACUGAACAUCUUGUUUCUGUGUGUUCGGAUCUCUGCGGCCGUCAGAAACACUUUAAAGGACAAUGUUAUUCUGUAAAAACGCUUUCAAAGGUUCCCACUGUGUAAAGUUUUAAAAAUGUAAUUUUAAACUUGUAUAAAUAUAAACUGUAGCUGCACAGGUGUAGCCCCGCCAACUGUAUACCUGCUUACAUUAGCCCCGCUCCUUGUACAUGUCUUACAUUAGCCCCACCCCUGUAUAUUAGCCCCGCCCCUGUAUAUCUUAGAUUAGCCCCGACCCCUUUACACGUUUUACAUUAGCUGCGCUCCGUUUUACAUUAGCCCUGCCCCUAUAUACCUGCUUACAAUAGCCCCACCCCUGUAUACCUAUUUACAUUAGCCCCGCCCCCACAUUAACCAGCGUGUAUUAGCUUCGCCCCCACAUUAACCAGUGUGUAUUAGCCCUCCUGCUUGUUGAUCAUGUUAUUGAUUGCGUGAAAUGUGAAACUUUUAUUUUAUAGUAAGAUGUUGAUGAGUUUUUUUUUUUAUUGAGACGUGAAACUGCUGAUCACGUUCUUUUCAACUUCCUGUAUGUUAAACUUUCAAAAUAAAGUACUCUCA